Meloidogyne enterolobii is the source of this 2352-nucleotide messenger RNA. The record is from the annotation of a GenBank genome assembly. NCBI's taxonomy places the organism in Eukaryota, Metazoa, Nematoda, Chromadorea, Rhabditida, Meloidogynidae.
AUGGAUGAAAACGAUAAAUGGUCACAGCGAAGGCUGCGGCAUUGUGUACAAUAUGGAAUUAAACCUGACAUUCUUGCGGAAAAAUUAUGUUCAAUAUCGAGAAAUGGAGUUUCACAUACAAACGAAGAGGAUGAUUCGACAAAACGACCUCAUGCACACUCGACGCGGUCAAUUAAAUCAACAGCUACAGCUCUUUCGAGAACCCGAUCACUCGAUCGAACACAUAUCAAUAGGGAAUGCUUCCUUGAAAAAAGAGAAAGUGUUCUAGGAAUGGCUUGCAGAGGAUUAAAUUCUGUUGUUACAGGUGAUUUAUUUCGCCAAAUUCAAGAAGGUAAUUCUUCAAAGAGGGCUACUGUUACAAGGAUAUCUACUUGCGUAUCUAUACGAGACAAAGAUAGAUUGCCAGAUGUUUUUAACAGUUUCCCUUCUAAUCAAAAAAGUCUUCGAUGUGAUUUAAGUUUGGGUAUGAAUAAUACAGCAACAAACACUUGUUUAUUAAAUGAUGUUGAAAAUAAUCAUCACGACCUUGAGCAUACAAAAUCUUUAAAUUUAAUCUCAAACAAGUCACAGAAACAGAUGGAUUUGGACGAUGAAGACCUUAAUGGAAUUAUAUUUAUUGAUGUACCAAAUAAAACUACUUCGAGCAUUGAUAAUAACGAUCGUCAGGAGAUUAUUACAAAUUCACUUUCACCCGAUUUUUGUCAAAUUUCUAAUCGGAAUGGAAAUACUCACGACAUGGAGUUAAACAAUGUAUCCAAACUUCAUAAAUUUACAAGUUUGUUUGGAAGCGGAGAGGACAGUGUUUUAAGGUUUCGGGCAUUUAGAAAGUUUAACUUUACAAAGAGAAUUACAAAUGACUCAAUUGAAAAUAGCCGAAGGAAAAGAUUACCAAUUUAUGGACAAUAUAUUUCUGAUCCUCUUUUAAUUGUAAAAUUAAAAGAUUAUUCCUGUGAUUAUAGACCUUGUUUUACAUAUUGGAUUAGCACAGUUCAUGUUUUUGUUUUGCUCUUUAUGGUUUUAAAUUUUGGAAUUGGAACUGAUUUUUUAAAUAUUUUUUAUAAUCCUUUUGGUGUUAUUGAACGUAGUGGAAAUGUAAUGACUUCAUCUCUUUCUGCUGCACAUAUUGUUGUUUGGGAGCAAAAUAAUAUUUGGAUAGGACCAAAAUAUUCAGAUUUAGUUCAUGUUGGUGCUAAAUACACACCUUGUAUGAGAAGAGAUCAGAAAAUAUAUGAACAAAUAUUGCGUGAAAGACGAAUAGAAUCAGAAACAACUGGAUGUUGUGUUGGACCUUGGGGUUGUUAUCAAACAUCUGAAUGCCCGAAACAAUUUGCUCAACAUAUAAAAUGGACAAAUGGAACAUUUCCUGAACGUUUUAAUUUUCGUGUUGCUUGUGGGCAAGAUCCCCGUUAUUGUGUAAAACCCCGUUCUGUUCAUCCAUUUCUUUGGGGAAUCGACUUGAUUGACUGGCCUAUUUGUGAACAAAAAGCUUCUUCAAUCCCAGCAACAAUCAAACACAUGCAGUGUGAAGUGACUGGACGUCCUUGUUGCAUCCAAAUGCAUGGACAGUGUAGAAUAACUUCUAGAGAAUAUUGCGAUUUUGUUGGAGGUUAUUACCAUCCAAAUGCGGUUUCUUGUCUUCGUGAAGUUUGUGGCUUGACAUCAUUUUUACGCAAAGAUUCACCAGAUCAUAUUUAUCGUUUAAUUACACCACUCUUCAUUCAUGCAGGAAUAAUUCGCUGUGCAAUAUCAUUGGCUCUUUAUUUAACUGUAAUGCGAAGAUUUGAAAUAAUGAUUGGGUGGCAUCGUCUUUCAGCAAUUUAUUUUAUUUCCGGAAUUGGAGGAUAUUUGGCGAGUGCAGUAUUUGUACCUUACAUGCCAGAAGUUGGACCGGCAGGCUCUGAAGGAGGAGUUUUAGGUGCUUUAAUAGUUCACAUUCUCUAUAGUUGGAGUUGGCUAAAUCAACCUUUUCGUGUGCUUUUCUUGCAUUUAGCAAUAGCUUUUGGACUUUUUAUUCUUGGAUUUCUGCCUUGGAUAGGUAUUUUCUCUUUUUGUACUUUUUUCCAUUUUCUCCAAAAUUUAGAUAAUUGGGCACAAGUAUCUGGAUUCCUUUUUGGAUCUCUUACGGCAAUAAUUUUGCUUCCAUAUAUUACAAUUGGUAAUGGAAGAGUUAGAAAAAGAAGGCCGUUAGUUGCUGCCUCUUUUCUUAUUCUUGCUUUUAUGUUUUCAAUUCUUUUUGCACUAUUUUUCUUCUACCAAAUUGAUUAUGAACCUCUUGCAUUGUUAAAUUGCCCAAUUCCAACAAAAAUUUGCGAUCACCAGGGGUUGAUAUUACGUGAUUGGAUUCCAAUUUAA